Messenger RNA from Gryllus bimaculatus (two-spotted cricket), 518 nucleotides. NCBI's taxonomy places the organism in Eukaryota, Metazoa, Arthropoda, Insecta, Orthoptera, Gryllidae. The record is from the annotation of a GenBank genome assembly.
AGCACCUCCACCCGCACGCGCACCCCCUGGCGCCGCCCCCGCGCCAGCCCCCGCAGCCGCAGCCCCAGCGCUCGCACACGCCGCAGCCGCAGCCGCAGCCGCCCAUGGCCUACCCGCGCCCGGUGCACCCCUCGCCCUUCGUCGAGGCCAUGUACAGGCCUCCGCAGUUCCCCAACUUCCCCGCGGCACCCCCGCACGAGCGCCUGCUGCCCCCUGGCGGCGGCGCCUUCGGCCACGUGCCCCCGCUCAACUUCUUCUCGGGCCUGCCGCUGGGCCGGCCCUUCCCGCCCCGCGCGCCCUUCGACCUGCUGCGACCGCAGCUGCAGGGCUUCGGCGCCAAGCCGCCCUACCCGGACAUGCUGAGCCCGCCGGGCGCCGCGGCGGCCGCCGCCGUCGCCGCCAACGGAGGCAAGCUCAAGGACCGCUACUCGUGCAAGUUCUGCGGCAAGGUGUUCCCGCGCUCCGCCAACCUGACGCGCCACCUCCGCACCCACACCGGCGAGCAGCCCUACAAGUGC